AUGACCUGGACCCAAUCCAAUAACUCCGAUGUCAGUGUGCACUGGAUCAAGGUGUCUCCUCAGACUCUAUUGGUCCCGGCCUGUGUUACUCAGACUCUACUCUCCCCGGCCUGUGUUCCUCAGACUCUAUUCUUCCCGGCCUGUGUUCCUCAGACUCUACUCUCCCCGGCCUGUGUUCCUCAGACUCUACUCUCCCCGGCCUGUGUUCCUCAGACUCUACUCUCCCCGGCCUGUGUUCCUCAGACUCUACUCUCCCCGGCCUGUGUUCCUCAGACUCUAUUCUCCCCGGCCUGUGUUCCUCAGACUCUAUUCUUCCCGGCCUGUGUUCCUCAGACUCUAUUCUCCCCGGCCUGUGUUCUUCAGACUCUAUUCUUCCCGGCCUGUGUUCCCGCCACAAUAAUUGGUCGGCCCCAGUUCAGCAUCCAGGAUUUGGAACAACUCUGA
Aplysia californica (California sea hare) is the source of this 444-nucleotide messenger RNA. Its product is annotated as keratin-associated protein 12-2-like. Lineage: Eukaryota; Metazoa; Mollusca; Gastropoda; Aplysiida; Aplysiidae. The record is from RefSeq and is a predicted model, not a curated record. The transcript is spliced from 2 exons. Bases 1 to 444 code for a protein of 147 amino acids.